AUGGCUACAGCGUCGUCCCUACUGUUGGCGGUGCUGAUUUAUUGUGUGCUUGUUACCCAAGUUGACAGCCAGUUCUGUCGAGAAGGAUGGCACUACUUUGGAGGAUCGUGCUACGGUUUUGGCGAGUCUCCGGCCGCCUGGGGAGCUGCUCAGGCGAUAUGUAAAGUCUACAACGGCAAACUGGCAGAAAUCGAAACUUCAGAAGAGAAUGAAUUCCUUAAAAAUCUGGCUAAGGGCAAACAAGCUGACAGAACCCUGUUGGGUGGGACAGACAUAUUUAGUGAAGGCAGCUGGGAGUGGUCUAGCAACGGGAACAGCCUCUACCCAUUGGUUGACUGGGCGCCUGGUGAGCCUAAUGACGAGAACUGUCUGAAUUUCUUCAAGGACACCAACUACCAAUGGAACGACAGUCCAUGCGACCAGGCCUCCUACUUCCUCUGUGAGACUCCUUGUAGUGACAACCCAAAUAACACACACAGUUUUGGGUGA
This is a messenger RNA of Candidula unifasciata, 489 nucleotides long. Lineage: Eukaryota; Metazoa; Mollusca; Gastropoda; Stylommatophora; Geomitridae. The record is from the annotation of a GenBank genome assembly.